CCUCUAGAGCUAGGUAUCACCAUUCAAAAUACCGCAGCCUCUUAUGCGAACAUAUGCAUCUUGUGUCACUACUGAAAACUACAGAUCGAGUUUAUAUGCAGCUAGCAGAUCCAGAUACCACAAGUUAAAUAUCAAUUAUUCAACUUCGGAUCAUGGAUAAUGAACGAUUCAUCUGGGAGCAGAAGCAAGUACCAACACAAGAAGAAGAAGAUCGUGAUUAUGAAAGUCAAAGUAGUAGCUAUGGCAACACUAACCAUCAGACCAUCGGAACCACUCCGACGGAUGAUGAUGUUUACGGCCGUUUCAUCUCUCAGUAUUCAACUUUACCUCCGCCUUCGUCGAUGAUGAUGAUAACGCCUCAAUUACAAAAUCAUCAACCGAUUGCUCCACCAGAUCAUCAUCGUCAACAAGAAACAACUUUGAAGAGACAUUACAGAGGAGUAAGGCAAAGGCCAUGGGGAAAAUGGGCAGCCGAGAUACGCGACCCUAACAAAGGCGCCCGUGUUUGGUUGGGUACAUUUGAAACAGCGGAGGCUGCAGCCGCGGCUUAUGAUCAAGCCGCACUUAAGUUCAAAGGGGCAAAAGCCAAACUCAACUUCCCAGAGCGUGUUCAAGGCCGCUCUGAGCUUCGUUACAUAUCAACAACCACCACAACACAACCGCCCGCUGCCACCUCAUCACAGCCUCCUAAUCCUACAUCACAUCAAUCCAUAGCCACAAAUUAUCCAGACUUCCUUCAGUAUGCACAACUUCUUUCAAGCAAUGAAGCUCAGUUGCGUUACUUCACUUCAGAUCUCUACCCUCAUAAUAUCAACAAUGCUGAGGUAUAUGCUUCACACCAAUCUUCUUCACCGACCGUUGGAUCAUCGUCAGUAUCUUAUCAGCCACACUACACCAAUGAUCCGGGCUUGUCAUCCGAUUUAGAGUCGGAUCAACGCAUAGAUUGGGACAAGUGGAAAGAUGCUUUUGAUCCCAAUAGGAAGUCAUGAGUUAUGCCAAUCAAAUGCAAAGGUUGUGCUAUUGCAUUUGGAUUUAUGAAUCACUAGAAUAUACGUUUGUGGGCUGAUUAAUUAUAGAAAUAUAUGUGAGAGUUUUGCUUGCAUUAUUUAAGCAUGCAAAGCUCCGUUAAGAUCCAUGAAGACAUAUGUAAGAACAUUAAGGUUGCAUUAUUUAUGCAGCAGUUGUUAGGAUCGUUAUGAUUUUCCGUA
Messenger RNA from Helianthus annuus (common sunflower), 1208 nucleotides. Its product is annotated as ethylene-responsive transcription factor ERF113-like. The record is from RefSeq and is a predicted model, not a curated record. NCBI's taxonomy places the organism in Eukaryota, Viridiplantae, Streptophyta, Magnoliopsida, Asterales, Asteraceae. The transcript has 2 exons. The coding region runs from base 153 to 989 and encodes 278 amino acids. Gene Ontology annotation, biological process: ethylene-activated signaling pathway; regulation of DNA-templated transcription. Gene Ontology annotation, molecular function: DNA-binding transcription factor activity; DNA binding.